GGAUCUAAGCAUGGAAACUAUGAUCUUGUGGUUUAGACUAGCAAAAUAUCGGUGUCAAUGUCUAUUUUAGCUACUAAGCUAUUUUCUCUUGUUUUUCACCAAAGGCCCUAAUUCUCUAGGUCAACUUACUAAGGUAUUGGUGAUGCGUUGACAUCCAUAUCUGACCCGCCUGCCCAGCCUUCUGUGCCGCUUUCAACUCCAGUGGAGGCUUCAAAUUUCUCAGGGUCUUGUUAGCGAGCCUAAGGUAGCGAGCAUCGAGACCUCGAACAGUUUCCCCGCUAUUGCAACCUCGUUUGCCCUGGACGCUUGGGCGUCGCAAGAGUCAAGCAGCCAAUCAGCAACACCUAACUUGCCCAUCGACCUGUUGCCUUGCCCCUCGUUUCCGCGUCGUCGAGGACCUGACUUGCUCUGGCGUACAUCCAUCCAUACCUCACUCACCUGGGUAGGUACACAAUCACUUUGCCCUCUACCUUACAAAUACUCCCACAACACAAGCGCCUGACCAAUACUAUUCAGUCAACCAGCGGUGAUGCUGCCAUCAGCGUAUACAUCCCUCAACAUCACGGAUUAUCCAUAAACGCCUACUCAGGUCUUGGAGCUAGAAUCUAUCAUCAUCGUUUGGGUUCAAGACCCCGGCCCGUUCCUGUGCCUUGUUUGCUUUGUUUGCAAUCCUCUUGUGCGUGCGUAACCGUGCCUCUCAGCGCAUCGGCCUCUCGAUAUCGAUAAUCUCGGCAUCGGAUGCCUGCGCGCGACCAAGUUCAACCUACCUCAUAGGCGAUUGCGCCGUUAUAUUCAAUGGACCCGGCAGACAUCUUCCGACAAGGCUUUGGCCAAGUCGCUCCCCGCCAGAAUCCCAUUUUCAUGGGUCACCCUCAACACCAUAUGGUCCAGUUCCAGCAGCAGCCGCCACCUCCGCCGGUCUUCAGGAAACCUGCACAGCAGACCGACGAAACUUCGGAUGGUGACGGCUCGAAUCACCGUAUUGCUCACACUCUAACUGCUUGUUGCCGUUGCCGACAGAGGAAAACUCGAUGCGAUCCAACUUUGCCCCGCUGUUUGCCAUGUGAAAGAUCCGGAUCGACUUGCGAAUACCUUGAUGCAGCCAAAGGUCGCAAAAUCAACAGGCAUUAUGUUAUCAGGCUACAAGACAAAGUCAGGCAACUCGAGGCGGAGCUUAGCCAAUAUACCGACGACGAAAAUGAGUAUCCUACAAGUAAUGAAGAUAUGGUACGGCCCGGUGGAAUGGUUCGUCUGAAUGGUGGCGAUGAGACCCCUCGAUACCUAGGACCCAGUAGCGGUAUCGCAAUGACACGUCUUCUUAUGGAGCAAGCAAAAAGAUACACUGAUUCAAAGCGCAUAUCCGAUCUCAUCCCCAGUGUACGCGCCAGACAAGCUCGUAUGCAGUCCAUACAAAUGACAGGGCCUUCAGCAAGGAGAAAGAGUUACCCCAUGAUUAGCCAGCAUCCAGCCGAGAGUUUGCCCACAAGAGCCGUUGCCGAUAAGUUACUGGAGAUCUUUAACCAGAAAGCUCAACUCUUCUGGCCUGUUCUUCACGAAAAGGAUCUUCUACAGGAUCUGGAUGCGGUCUACAAUGGUGAUACUGAUCCUUAUCGGCUUUUCAUUGUCAGAAUGCUUGUAGCCAUCAGCUUACAAAAGCUUGACACGCAAUAUGCUGGCUUGGCAGACAGCUACUACUUGGCAGCAAUGCAACUGUUCGAAGACGUCGUCCGCCCCAAAGAUCUCAAGACAUUGCAAUGCCUUGUGCUUCUCGGAGAAUAUUCGCUUCUCACCCCUACAAGGACACCCAUCUACUAUGUGAUCGGCCUGGCAGCUAGAAUAUGCCAACAGGAAGGACUAGCCAGCGAGAAGACUAUUUCUACGGGGUACAACUUGGAUGCCAAAACAAUUGAUAUGAGGAGGCGGAUUAUCUGGACUGUCGCCGCGAUGGAAUAUGGCUUGGCGCACAGUAUGGGUAGGCCCAACAGUUUUGCGACAGGCGACGACCGACUAGACGUCGAAUUCUUCGCAGCAGUCGACGACGACAACAUCACUGACCAGGGCAUCCAGCCAGGCCCCCCCAGUGAGCGCAAACUUGUUGCCAUUCAUUUCUACAGAAUGAGAAUGUGCCAGGCCGAGAUCCGAAGGGCUUUGUACGAGAAGAAGAAGGAAGAACCAAAGCACGACUCGCACCCCUGGUUUGCAAGGAUUGAGAAAAUGAACAAAGAAUGGCUAGAUGCGUCACCCACAAGCCCCGAUUGGUGCAAGCCUUGGUUCACCGGCAGGUAUCAUCAGAUGAGGAUAUUCAUGUAUAGACCCUCUCCGCAGAUCCCAAAGCCAUCACCUCGCGCCGCGGCGAUUUGUUACGAGAGCGCAGCGUACAUCACACAGCUCAAUGCUAAGCAGAUGGGAAGUGGCGCGGAUCUCACAUGGGUUUUCCUUCUGACCGUGAACAUGUCCCUCAACACACUCUUGUGGACUGUUUCGUAUCCAGAAGUGCGCCGGGCGCAUCCCCGUCAUGAGGUUGAAACUCUCGUUCAGACUUCCAUGGAGGUUUUGGAUCGCUGUACAGAAAGAUGGCCCGGGACUGCGUCCGCCUCGCAACUUUAUUCCAUCUUCUCGAAAGCCUGUUUGCAAGGCUACGAUGAACGCCCAAUGACGGGACAGACAGCCGGCUUCUUCACCACGCCCCCUUCCUUCGCGGACCCUAACUCGCCCGAAGCCUUCCAGAACCUUCAACAAGUCCAAGCCCCUUAUCAGAACCCACCUCAGUUCAAUCAUGUAUUCAACUCACCACCAGAGGCCAUGAAUGCUUACGCCUUCGAUCCCAACUUCCCUCCACCUCAGCCGAGCUUCAGGUCUAACUCCAUCUUCUUCAACCCUGCAAGCAAUGAACCUACGGGGCGAAGAUUCUCAUACUUCCCACCCGACUUCAUGCAGCCCGGCGAGACCAUGAUGGAUGACCCAACACCGCCAGCCACCACGACCCCUGAGCAACAUAUGACAUCGCCUCCAGAUCACAUGUCAGAGCAAUUACCAACUCCUCCUGACAGCAUUCCGACCGGCAAUAUGACAACACCAACCCCUAGCAACACUUUAUCGCCCGCGAACACCCUGACAGCCCAUCCUACCCCCAUUAUGCAGCAUGCCUCGCCAGCUGGAGUUUCUCUGGUGCCCGUGCAGACGAACAUGUCCCCUCCUAUCAAGAUUGAACAAUCCCAACGUGGGCCCACGUUUGUUGUACCUCAAAACCCACAGGUUGCACCUACUCAAAGACCUCUACCAACCCCAAGCGGUAUUGGGGAUUGGUUCUCGCCUCCUGCUCCAUUUAUUUCCCCGUACGCUUUCAACAACAUGAGCAACAGUUUCUUCAACGAUUCCAUGGCGAAUCCUGGGAACUAUGGAGAUAUGUCAGGCUCUGGUCUUGGGUUACAGAGUAUUCAAGGCGGGAAUGCUCCUCCUCAGUUUGACUAUGGUUUUGCCAGGCAGGGUAGCCUUACACAGUCUCAGCAACUUGAGUUGAUGAAUGUGCUUGAGACGGAGGGUAUGGGGGACAUUGAUGCGUUCCUCAACGGGGGGAACAUAUCUAACAGAUGGUAUUAAGGUUAUCGCUGAAUAUAAGACAGGAUAGAAUGAAUUUAGGCAACGGAUUGGUUUCACGGGAUAUAUAAGCAUGGGCGGCGUUUCUUGGUUAUAAAACAUUAGACAUUGUCUGCGGAAGGACGCUUGAAUUAUAGACCUGCUCCUGUUUCAAGUCUUGAUUUAUACUGUAUGAAAUGCAUUGGCCAUGAAAAGUCCCGCCCCGAGACCACUUAGUGAUGUACACGAAAUAUCAUCUUUCAGAUAUCAAUAAAAUGGCGGCCAAGUAAACAGAGGG
Messenger RNA from Fusarium verticillioides 7600, 3874 nucleotides. RefSeq lists its product as hypothetical. The transcript is spliced from 4 exons. Gene Ontology annotation, molecular function: DNA-binding transcription factor activity, RNA polymerase II-specific; sequence-specific DNA binding; zinc ion binding. Gene Ontology annotation, biological process: positive regulation of transcription by RNA polymerase II; DNA-templated transcription. Bases 796 to 3600 code for a protein of 934 amino acids. Lineage: Eukaryota; Fungi; Ascomycota; Sordariomycetes; Hypocreales; Nectriaceae. The record is from RefSeq and is a predicted model, not a curated record.